Molecule: messenger RNA, 1284 nt
Organism: Beauveria bassiana ARSEF 2860
Lineage: Eukaryota; Fungi; Ascomycota; Sordariomycetes; Hypocreales; Cordycipitaceae
Product: transporter sec9
Exons: 2
Coding region: 1-1284 (427 amino acids)
Biological process (GO): exocytosis; vesicle fusion
Cellular component (GO): SNARE complex; plasma membrane
Molecular function (GO): SNAP receptor activity; syntaxin binding
Source: RefSeq, a predicted model, not a curated record
AUGAAGAAGUUUGGUUUCGGAAAGAAAGGCGGCGACGAUGGUGAUGACGCCAGUCGCAAUGCUCUCUUUGGCGGUCGCAAAAAAGGGUCGGCCGGAGCUGCCCCAUCCGACAAUCCUUACGCACAGCAAGGCGCCCAAGGCGCCACCGAUCCGUACGCUGAUUCCGCAAAGUAUGCGAACAUAACACCCUACCAACAAGUCCGCUCCCAAGUAAGCGCUGGUGCACCGCCUGCGCCUGGCACUGGACAACAGGAUCAUUCAGGCCGUGCUGGCGGCCACGGGGGAUACAGCUCCGAAAAGUACGGGUCUGGAGGUGGUUAUGGCUCAAGCAGAUACGACAACAAUGCCAUAGCGGACCGACAUAGCGCUUCCACUGCCGGUGCUAGAGGGCCCGGCGGUUAUGGUGGCUUCGGACGGAACGUCCCAGAUGAGCAAGACAGCAACAGGGACGCUCUUCUUGGUGGUGCCCAGGAAAGAUAUAUCCAGAGACAGCAAGCAGCCGCGACUAACCCCGGCUAUGGACAGAGUGGCGGAUCUACUGCGGCGCAAGAUAGUUAUGGAGGGUACGGUGAUCAGCGAGAACUCACGGCAGAAGAACAAGACGAAGUCGAAACGCAAGCGAUCCUUGCUGAAAAACGCCAACUGCAGCAAGAGAGCUCCUCGUCAGUCACGCGCUCCGUCCAGAUGGCCAGACAAGCGAAUGAAGUUGGCCGUGCUACACUCGCGCGCCUCGGGGCCCAGGGCGAACGACUGUACAACACUGAAAAGAACUUGGAUCUUGCUGCGAACCAGAAUAAGAUUGCACAAGAUAGAGCUGCGGAACUGAAAACUCUGAACAGAAGCAUGUUUGCCGUUCACGUCUCCAACCCGUUCACAUCGAAACAGCGCCAGCAAAAGGCGGACGAUGAAGUCAUGAACCGUCAUCGAUCCGAACGUGAACAGAGAGAGGCCACCCGACGCGAGGGCUUCUCUGCUAAUCAGCGCAUGGAAUCCAACCUUCACGAUAUCAGUGCCAUUGGUGGCGCUAGAUCCCAGCAGCGUACCAAGAAAGACUAUGGCAAAUUCAAUUUGGAAGACGAAGAGGGCGCCGAUGAGCUCGAGGACCAGAUUGACGAUGGUAUCAACGAGCUCGAGGGGCAGGUCUCCAUGAUGAACAUGGUCGGGCGUGCUAUAGGGAAGGAGGUGGACUCGCAGAACAAACAAAUCGACAGAAUUAUGACAAAGAGCGAUGCUGUAGACGAUGCUACUCGCAUGAACCGUGAGAGAUUAGCCCGCAUCAAAUGA